Molecule: messenger RNA, 1401 nt
Organism: Esox lucius (northern pike)
Lineage: Eukaryota; Metazoa; Chordata; Actinopteri; Esociformes; Esocidae
Gene: cenpo
Product: centromere protein O
Exons: 6
Coding region: 530-1375 (281 amino acids)
Cellular component (GO): kinetochore; Mis6-Sim4 complex
Source: RefSeq, a predicted model, not a curated record
UCCAUAACGCACUGUAUCGCCAGUUAACAGCGCUCAAAGGCAGUAUUGUCAGUUGUGGAGGUUAAUUUUAAUGACUGUGUGAACAAUUGUCUUAGUUGGGUUGAGUUACAUAUAUGGUUGUAUUGCUGAAUUAGAAAUUGUGCGGGUUUUUUGAGGAUUCGUGCACAUUUCGGAUAUGGUAUACUGUCAAUCAAAUCUGGCAACCCUGGUGAGAUGGUGCAGCGUCAUUUGGCUUUAUUUUUAUUUUGUUCCGGGUUGGAAAUGUAGCCGCCAAAUUCAAGUGACAAUGGGCGCUAACAACUAAUGUUUUCAAAGAGUUAGCUAGAUAUUUCUUAUGUACUUUAUUACUUAUGUUAUUUUAGCACUUCUUAGAGUUCGUGUAUCCAACAUUCUUUUAGUUUGGAUGUCAAUUUUUUAAACGAGGUUAGGUAGUUUGAAAACUAGCUAACGAACGUUAUCAUGGCAGACGCUAUGGAGGAGCCGAGAAAAGGUUAAGUGAUCCAAUUACAAUGUCUUGGUACACUUGAACAUGUUGGAAAUGAAGGCAAACCACUUGGCAGUGAAGCAGCAAGAAGUUUGGCAGGUUAAAGUUGGUCGUGAGGAACAGCUGAAUGCGACACUCCAGGCACUCAUUAUUAAAAGAGACCAGUUAAAAGCUGAACUAAAGGCAAAUACAUCUCUCCAAAACUUAAGAACUCUCCUGGAUAAAACUAAUGCUCCAUGUGAAAGGGAUGUUGAAGACAUGGAAAAUGGCUCAGAAAACUCACAAACUCUGCUCUUGAUGGCCAGACAUACACAACUGAAGGACUUGCUUCAUGCUCACCACCUCAUUGGAGGGUAUAAUGUGCUCCUGACUAAAGGUAAGGGAGUGUGUGUCUCGAUUGCCACUGCCUAUGAAGGCCUCUACCUUGAGACUUAUAACCUGGAGAUUAAUCUGCAGUGUAAGAUUAGAAUAUCUCGCCACAACAUCCCUCCGUUCAUCCCCCUGGAAACAAUGGUAAAGCAGGGAAACAUGCAGACAGACAUCAGGGCUUUUCUGGACACCCUCAGCCAGUAUCUCAAUGCCUAUGUUGGCCGCAGGCAGCAGCUACACCUCGUUAAGGAGAUCCAUAACUCUGUUCAGGUGAUGGAGAGUAAUGCUCUUUGUACUAUACUGGUGCUGAUGUUCACUGUACCAGGAGAGAAGGCCAGAGCUGCACUGUGUACACUGGAGUAUAACGACCACACACAAUGCCUACCCACCCGGGUUCUCAUUGAGUCCGAAGACACUGCCCUGGCCAGUUCUCCACAGUGGAAGAAGGACCAAGCCCUACUUCUGGAGACCCCAGUACACAGAGCCUUGGUGACUUUGAAGAAGAAAGGCAGUAUUGCUUAGUCUGAACACACAGCCUGUUGUUAAUA